AUGGGGCACAUUGUUUUUCCCCUGUUUUUGCUGAGGAUCCUAAUUUCUGUGAUUGGUAUAUUAGGAAAUGGGGUCUUGAUCUUAUCAAUCCUCCACUUGGCACGAGUCAAGACAUUCGAAGUGCUCCUGCUUGGACUAUCUAUCACAAACUUUGGGGAGAUUAUGCUUGUGGACAUCUAUGAUGCUAUCAUCCAAUCUAUGCAUAAUCUAAGUAUUUGGUCCUGUGUUGUUCUAAAAUUUCUAAACGUCUGUGGAGAAAAUGCUACCAUCUUUUUCACAGUGCUUAUCAGCAUCUACCGCUAUCAGAAGAUGCACAACGCUGCCAUGCGGAUUAUCACACCUAUCUUUAUGGAUAGCAGGGAAUCUGCAAUUGGUCUUAGUAUGGGAUGUGUUUUGGUAGCUGUGAUUUUAGGUCUGCCAAUUUAUUUCAUAAACCAGGACACUUGGCAUAUGGAAAAUUCCACUAUAGAACACUGUCCAGCAGAUUUUUUCCAGUGUUCAGAAGAUCACUGUCCCACUGUAAACAACAUUUACAGGUACCUUUUUAUCAUCAUCUGUCAUGUUUUGCCUCUCAUCAUCGUCACAUGGACAAGUGCCUUAAUCAUCAAGAUUUUAAUUGUUCAGCAAAAGGUGGUAGAUGCACAUCAUAAGUCAGAUCCAGGUGCCAUAGUUGCCCACCAUCAUCACGAGCAUGAUGUGUUCCAUCGGAGCACCAUUGGCAUCCUGGCUGCAAUGACACUCUUCCAGGGGAACUGCAUUUUGUAUCUGAUUCUACGCUUAGCGCUUAACCCAUAUGACUUUCCUGCUUGGUCAGAGCUGGAGUUCUUCAUUACAACGUUUUAUACAGGUAUCACCCCCUAUAUUUAUGGUAUGGGACAUAACUUUUUCAGAGUGAAGCAUUUCAUGAAAGAAUAA
Molecule: messenger RNA, 915 nt
Organism: Pangasianodon hypophthalmus (striped catfish)
Lineage: Eukaryota; Metazoa; Chordata; Actinopteri; Siluriformes; Pangasiidae
Exons: 1
Coding region: 1-915 (304 amino acids)
Biological process (GO): neuropeptide signaling pathway
Cellular component (GO): neuron projection; membrane
Molecular function (GO): neuropeptide binding; G protein-coupled receptor activity
Source: RefSeq, a predicted model, not a curated record